AUGUCCGUGAGGCGGUUCGUGAGGGUUCCUCAUGAGUUGGAGUUGCCUCCGACCCUUUGCAGGGUUUGGGGAACCGUCAUCUCUGCGAUUGCUGGCGCUAUCGAGGCCGUCGUCUCGGCCAUUGCGAGCAUCAUCAUGAUCAUCGUCAGCGUCAUUGCGACGAUCAUCGUCACCAUCUUCGACAUCAUCUUCGACAUCAUCUGCUGCAACUGGUUCGGAGGACGCACUCGCCGGACUGGAUCGCACAGAUUUAACUGGGGCUCUGGAGGUCGGGGACGCGCAUCCGCCUACUAA
Molecule: messenger RNA, 294 nt
Organism: Rhodofomes roseus
Lineage: Eukaryota; Fungi; Basidiomycota; Agaricomycetes; Polyporales; Fomitopsidaceae
Exons: 3
Coding region: 1-294 (97 amino acids)
Source: RefSeq, a predicted model, not a curated record